CAGCCACAUACACGCGCGCUGGGAGGGUGCUUGCCAUGAACUGUCACUUGAUGUAUGCCUAUGGCCAAUUCAAGCUCUGGAAUGCAGGGCAACGGAUACAAUGAACCUGAGCAUAUCAAGCGUUAUGCGGAUUUUACAACCAUAGGUCUGACGCACUGGGUACAGGAUUCUAUUAUCGAACGGAACAGACGUAUACGAAAGUCUAGGACACGUUACCACACACAUAGAGGACAUGAUGGUCGUGGUAUGCUUAUUUGGAUUUGGGCACAAUUCAAGAAGCUAGCAGAUGCAGGACAGAGUUGGUUCAUCGUUAGCCUAGUAGGCGCAUGCAUUGGAGUGAAUGCGGCUCUGAUAUCCAUUGUCACGGAAUGGCUUUCGGACAUCAAAAUGGGUUACUGUGCGGAUGGCUGGUGGUUGAACCAGCAGUUCUGUUGCUGGGAAAUUGAAGGGGAUGAUGCCCUUUGUGAUUCCUGGCAUCCAUGGAGUAACGUCACUGCCGCUCGCUGGACCAUCUAUAUCAUUUUUGCUUCGGCCUUCUCAUUCAUCGCUGCGCACUUGGUCAAAUCACUUGCGAAGUAUGCUGCUGGCUCCGGUAUAUCCGAGGUCAAGUGCAUUUUGGCUGGAUUCGUUAUGAAGGAUUUUCUUGGGUUCUCGACGUGGAUUAUCAAGAGCAUCACGCUGCCAUUAGUUAUUGCGUCAGGUCUCUCCGUUGGAAAGGAAGGGCCGUCCGUGCAUGUAGCCUGUUGUACAGGAUAUGUGAUGGCAAGGUUGUUUCGCCAGUUCUCCAGGAGUCAAGGCAAAAUGCGAGAAAUUCUCACUGCGUCUAGCGCUGCCGGCGUCGCAGUAGCUUUUGGUGCCCCCAUUGGUGGCGUACUCUUCUCUAUCGAGGAAAUGACUAGUAAUUUCAGCAUUAAAACCAUGUGGCGAAGUUUCUUCUGCGCUUUAGUAGCCACGGUGACACUUUCGGCUAUGAAUCCAUACCGGAGUGGGAAACUCGUACUUUUCCAAGUCACCUAUGACCGUGAUUGGCAUUUCUUUGAGAUUCUGUUCUUUAUCAUCCUGGGCAUAUUUGGAGGUCUAUAUGGUGCAUUCGUCGUCAAGUUCAACAUGCAGUGGUCCGCGUUCCGAAGGAAACACCUCUCAAACUAUCCCGUAGUGGAAGCAGUAACGCUGGCAACCCUCACAGCUGUCGUAGGUUAUUGGAAUCGCUUUUUGCGUAUCGACAUGACGGAAAGCAUGGCUAUUCUAUUCCGAGAAUGUGACAGCGGAGGGGACUAUGACCAUCUUUGCCAGACUUCAUUCCAAUGGACUAUGGCGACCUCGCUGUUUGUGGCCACAGUUAUUCGGAUAGGCUUCGUUGUCAUUUCAUAUGGAUGCAAAGUUCCUGCAGGUAUCUUCGUCCCCUCGAUGGCCAUUGGCGCAACAUUCGGUCGAAUGAUCGGGAUCAUGGUGAAGGCGUUGUAUCUUGCGUUUCCAAAGUCUGGCAUGUUCGCCGUCUGCCAGCCGGACGUUCAAUGCAUCACUCCCGGUACAUAUGCCUUCCUCGGCGCUGCCGCCGCUCUCAGUGGUGUCAUGAGGAUAACUGUUACAGUUGUCGUGAUCAUGUUCGAGCUCACAGGUGCCCUGACAUAUAUCCUGCCGACUAUGAUAGUCCUACUGGUGACCAAGGCUGUAGGCGACUUUCUUGGAACAACAGGUAUUGCAGAUGAAGCAAUCAGAUUGAAUGGCUACCCGUAUCUAGACAAGGAUGAUCAUGCCUACAACGUUGCAGUCUCAAGUGUCAUGAAAACGAAUUUGUAUACGGUCUCUGCGACUGGUAUGACUAUUCAUCAGAUAGAGGAGUUGCUCAAGGCAACGCAGGUCAAAGGAUUCCCAAUCGUAUCUUCAGGCUCGAAUCCAAUAUUAGUGGGAUUCAUUGAUAGGAUCGACCUUCGUCAUGUCAUCGAUAAGGUGCGAUUAAUACAUGACCUCACGCUUGAUACACCAUGUUCCUUUGUGCGGGACUCAGAGGAUCAGGAAGGCUUCGAGUUUGCUGAUAUCGUUACCGAUCCUGGCAUGGGCUUGGAUGAAGAUACCCUGAUGGAGAUUAUCGAAAACACUGCUACACAGAGCGUCGUAAAGUUCUGGCCUUGGGUCAACCAGACACCACUAACAGUCUCUCCCGAGCUACCGCUGGAGAUAGUGGUGCAACUAUUCAAACGAAUGGGACCUCGAGUUGUACUCAUCGAAGAUCACGGUGCUCUUGUGGGAUUGGUCACGGUCAAGGAUGUGUUGCAUUUUACAUUAGCUGAAGGGCAUGAACCUCGCAGCGCAUGGAAUCCAAAGGACUUUGAGGGCUUUGUAGAAGAAGCGUGGACCUGGAUCACCAACUUUAUGACCUCCCUCACGUCAAGGGCACGCCGACUUAUUCGACGAUAACUUAUUUGCUUUGAUUGGAAUUUUGUAUUCGUUACUUACGCUUGCAUAUAAUAGCUGUCCAUUCAGUUUAGAAGUUUGCAAACUAGUGGAUGUUGCAAGUAACAAGCGACCUGAUCGCCUGAUUACUAGUAGUCAUAUAUUGCUUACCUCGUAUUGCGUCAAGUCGCAGCGGUAGCGUGCGGAGCGGCCGUCGAUCGCCUAUGAACUUCCAGAUUUGUAACCUCUACCUUUCUUUACUUUAUUGCGUUCGCUGUUCACUUGAGAGCUACAGUAUACUAGGUGUACUUUAUUACCUUGACUUUUUGGAAGUCUUUGUACACAAAACCUUGAAACGCGUUUCUUGGGACUCGAACCCACGGCGAUAUUGCUACUCGUCUUGUAUGUCUUAAUUACG
Messenger RNA from Somion occarium, 2812 nucleotides. The record is from the annotation of a GenBank genome assembly. NCBI's taxonomy places the organism in Eukaryota, Fungi, Basidiomycota, Agaricomycetes, Polyporales, Cerrenaceae.